Molecule: messenger RNA, 2589 nt
Organism: Erpetoichthys calabaricus (reedfish)
Lineage: Eukaryota; Metazoa; Chordata; Cladistia; Polypteriformes; Polypteridae
Gene: ncdn
Product: neurochondrin
Exons: 6
Coding region: 240-2495 (751 amino acids)
Biological process (GO): regulation of neuronal synaptic plasticity; neuron projection development
Cellular component (GO): dendrite
Source: RefSeq, a predicted model, not a curated record
UGGCGCGCCUGGACUUUUUACAUUCGUGUGUCACAUUGUGGAAGUUCGCUGCUGCUGCUGUGCUCUGGGUGUGCGUAAUGAUGUGAUUCUUAUUUACGCGGUUUGUUCUUCUUGUGCCCGUGUUUUUCCGACCUAAAGUUAUUUAUUUUUCCUGGACACUUGCUUCUGUCCUUCUGAGUACGUGACUGCUGGAGAACAAUCAGCGUUUCAGCGUGGGCUGAUUCUGCUUCGGUUCAGCGAUGUCUCAGAGCAGUGGAGCCGCGCGUGAUGAUAACAAGACAGAGGCACCGGAAGAGCCCGACACUACCAUAUGCCCUCGUAUCAUCAAAAGUCCCGGUCUUCACGAAGAAGACUUAGGAGAAGCAGUCCGAGAUGCCGAAGCCUCAGCUACUGAACAUUCUGACAAACUGGCCUCGCAAAAUGCAAUUUUGCAGCGCUGCUUACAGAUUUUAAAGAACCCCGCCAAUGACAGCGAACAGUUUGCUGCUCUGCUGCUGGUGACCAAAGUGAUUCAGGCUGGUACUGCCGACCCCGGCACCCGCCGUCAGAUUUUUGAUGCCGUUGGUUUCAGCCUACCCAAUCGAUUACUGGCAACAAUGAAUACAACACCCGACUGCCCACCCCAGGUGCUUUGCUCCUUGGCUGUGUCCCUGCUGGCAGCCUUUAGUACAGAUCAAGACUUGGUAUCUCACCCUCAGCUUCUCAACAAAGUGCUUCUAUUUUUGGGUUUAGCGUCUGGACAGAGCCAGGUAUCUGUGGACCAGGCUACAAUCCAAGAUAGUUAUCAGUGCUUGCUAGCAAUUGCCUGCACUCCCGAGGGUCCUCGCAUUCUGGAGGCCAGAAGUGCAAUACCACUGCUGUGCCAGGCGUACUGCCAGAAUAUGCAAGGAAGUGAGCAUGCACUAACUUUAUUAAACAGAAUUCUAAAUUGGGAAGCAGGUUCAAGAGCCUGGAAAAAGUAUCCAGCUGAACUUACCCAGCUGCUACAACAGCUUAGUAUGGAAUUCAGCAGAGCAGAGGAUCAGCAAAAGUUUACACUGUGUGAGAUCUUGCCAUAUUUUCUCCCUCCUCCGCAGGAAUUGUUGCCAGCCAACCUUCAGCCCAGCCUCGCUAACCUUUCAGGAGGUCUACAGUCAAUUCUUGGUUCUAAACUCAGCAUAGCCCAGCGUGAUCCAGCUCUUAGGCUUGCUGCCUGCUUGCUAGAUAGCUUUGGACCUGAAUGGGCUGUUAUGAAAUACCCUGGAAUGAUGUCUGGUCAGUUUUUGGCCCUAAUGGUAAAUCUUGCAUGUGUGGAGGUACGCAUGACACUUGAACAACCUGCAGACACAUUUUCUAGUGGCGGUUUGCCAUCCCGCACUGAUACUAUCACAGCCUGCUACCGCAUACUGGAGUUUGCAAUGGAGACGUGUAGCCAGGAUCCUCAAGAAAGGGGUCUCACAUUGGAGCGCUGUCGUCAAAUGAUUCUAAUCUUGGGGGAGGCCAUUUCUGCAAUUAUCUUUUACCUGAUGCAGGUCACCACAGCUCAGUAUCAUGAGCCCUUCAUCUUUGCUUCUGUCCGAGCUCUCUGUGUCUGGUUGGCAGAGGAGACUUCCUCACUUAAGCAAGAAGUGUGUGCUGUGCUGCCCUUUCUCAUUGACUACAGCAGAACUCUGUUUGAAGAAGGAAAAAAGAAAGAGAAGACAAAGGAAGGCACAGCGAGCCCUUUUGUAGGGGAUGUACUCAGGUUCCUUCUGCCUGGACUUUGUCAUCUGACAGCUGAGGAGGCCCCACGCAGGAUUUUGCUUUCUUUGAACCUAUCAGCGCUCAUCUAUGAGUAUAUCGAGUAUCUGUGUAGCAGACUCAGAGACAGCCAGAAACAAGUGGAGGCCAGCCUUCAGACUGCUUGUAGUGUCUUUUUGAAUCUUGUGGUUACAGAACCUGACCACACCAGGACAGAUACUAGUUCUUCUUCCUUACUGAAUCUAGUUAUGGAAAUGCUACCAAAACUUUCCCAAAAACAUAAGCUUGUCCUGACUGCUAACUUCUGCACUCUAGGGUUGUUACUUGCCAGACUACUGGCAGGCACACCAGGUGUUCUGGAUAGUACCAUUUCCCGCCUGUUUUUUCGAAGUGCUCUGAGUUUCCUUUCACGAGCUCAUGUUGCUCAUUCUGAUUCUGCAUUUGGCAUUGUGAGAUCUCCAUCAUACAAUGAGUGCUGGGAGGAUAUAUCUGAGCUUUGGUUCCUUGGCAUACAAGGCUUGGCUGGCUGUUUGAUGGUCUUGGACUGGCUUCCGACUAGAAUUUUAGAGACUGGCUGGUUGAAGGAGACUCUCGGUCUUCUUGAGGGCUGCUCUAUACCUGUUGACUCCAGUAUAGCAGAAGCACUUCAGCCCAUUCUUAUUGCCCUUAUAUGCAGUGACCCAUCUUGCCGAGAAUUUGUCAUCCAGAAACAAGGAGCACAGAUUGCUUGUCGACACAGAAUGUCUGAACUGCAGGAAAUCCUUCACGUGGGAUGAUUUUGGAAACAUCAGAUUAUUAACAUGGUAACCAUUUUUAGUUUGGGUUUCCAGUUUCAUAUUCUACAGAGACUACUUUUUCUACAGACCAAAA